This is a messenger RNA of Trichoderma aggressivum f. europaeum, 2073 nucleotides long. RefSeq lists its product as uncharacterized. Gene Ontology annotation, biological process: intracellular signal transduction. Lineage: Eukaryota; Fungi; Ascomycota; Sordariomycetes; Hypocreales; Hypocreaceae. The transcript has 3 exons. The coding region runs from base 1 to 2073 and encodes 690 amino acids. The record is from RefSeq and is a predicted model, not a curated record.
AUGGCCGCCUUUUUGUCGCAACCUCUAAACACAAUCGUCGAGCCUCUGCCUCCUUCAUCGAGACAGCAACCCGACCGAACUCAGUCUCUCACGAGCGUCUCGCGAGCCCCAGCACCAUCACCGUCUCCAGCACCAGCAGAGCGUCGCUUCGAGGCCACCAAAUCUCCACCUCCAGUCUCACAGUCACGCCGCCACGCCAGCUCCGUCUCGAUAGGCUCAUCAUCACUGCCACGCCACCAGCGGACCACGAGCAGCAUCCUCUCACGUGCGGCUGCCGCCUUGGAUAGAACGCAGAGCGUCAUUGCCAGCAUCUCAGAGCCCGUCAUCCGGAACCGCCAGUCCAACCCGACGCUUGCUCGCCUCUCGCUCACUGCGCCCUCGCAUCAAUUGAGGGACGAGCCCGCAAGCCCUGACCGGCCAACCGCCUUCAACUACCCGAGCAGCCAGUCUUUGCUGUCCAACCCGGGAGACGGCAAGCAGUCGUCCUUUUCAUCCGCCCAGCACUCUCCCACCCUGCCUUCUACUGGCCUGUCCUCUGAAUCCUCAUCUCCAAACAAAAUGCAUCAGACAUCCUCGCGCUUGUUGCGCAUGACCGACGAUGACCGGCCUUUCACAAGAGAUUUCAAGGAUCUCUUCUCCACACUGAUUGUCAGCCUUCUGCCUCUUGGUUCCCACAGAGUGCGGUUGACCAAGGUGGACUACACUUUUCUGUCCGAGGAUGCUAUUAACAACCUGGGAUCGCUCAAGUUCUCCCAGUCCAACCGCAUGCCUGACCCCAAGGAUCCCUCAAGAAUCGUCACCACCACAACCACGACCACCUUUUCCAUGGCCAAGGACAUGGCUCGCUCAAUCUGCCAAAGAUUUGUCGAGGCCCGCUUCAUUGAGUCUGCUGACGGAAAGAUGCAGCCAGUCUACAACAUGAAGGGCUCAGUGUGGCAGCUAACGGCCAAGGGCGUUGCAAUUCUGGAUCGAUUUUGCUCUAGGAACGGCAUUCAGCAGAAGCAAGUCGCCGAGCUAGUCAGCCUCCACUGCUGCUCUCUCGUCAUUCUGGAGAGGGAGCAGCACAGCGACAAGAUCCUCAGCGACCGAGGCACUGUCGAAGUCAUCUUUCGCCGAUUUGUCGGUUCCGAGGCCCGCAAUGUCAAGCCCAACGUGGCUGCAGCCGACUCGGACUCCCUGCACGAUUAUGAGGAUGGCCUCACGGGUGUCAAGAUGGCCAAUGAGCGUCGGGUAAACGGAAAGGUGCACAAGGAUACCUUUACCGGCAAGGCCACCUCGGAUUGGCUGGUGGACUGCUGCACCAUUGUGGACAAGCGAGAGGCCAUUGAGAUUGCGUCCCUCUUCGUCGAGUUUGAGUUGAUAGAUACUGUGGUCCAGGACAGAUCGUUCAUGCUGCAGAACCCCGGCUGUCAUCUGUUCCAACCGACCAAGUAUGCUGUCUACCAAAUCUCGCAACGAGGAAAGGACGUGAUCAACGGCACCAGCUCGCGCGGCCGCCCAUCCGAGAGCGAGGCUGGCACUGGCUCACAGCGCAACGGCGUCGUUCGCGACUCCAACACGCAGCGUCUCGAGAAGAUCCUCAACGACCCCGCCCUCCGCCUCCUGUUCCGCGAGAACCUGAGGGAAACGCACUGCGAGGAGAACCUUUCCUUCUACAAGGACGUCAACGACUUUGUCACAAACUGUAAGACGGCCAUCCGACAAGCCGAGGCCAACCCCUCCAACAAUUCCAUGGAUAUCAUCAAGGAGAUUAUGGCCCAAGCCUACGGCAUCUACAACGCCUUCCUGGCUCCGGGCUCGCCUUGCGAACUCAACAUUGACCACCAGCUGCGAAAUAACUUGGCGACGAGAAUGACCAAGGCCGUUGGCCAGGAGAAUGGCAUGAUUGAGACGUUGCAAGAGGUCACUUCGCUAUUUGAAAACGCGCAAAACGCCGUCUUCAAGUUGAUGGCUAGUGACUCCGUACCCAAGUUUCUGCGCAACGCCAAGUAUGAGCAGCAGCUGCAAAACUUUAACCUUGACGGCUCUUCACGAGGUGUCGAGCGGAGCCUGAGUCGCUCCAACCGAAAGUAA